CUACCAUCACUCCUGCCACUUCUUCCAGCUCUUCGUACAACAGCAUUGUCAUUUAAUCACCAUCGCCACCGCCACUAGUCCUCCCAUACUCCUCUCCUUGCCGCUGAGCAUUGCCUCUGACCGCGUCUCUCCACCUCGGCCUUGCCUUGGGGCGUAUCCCCGCCUCUUCACGAGAUGGCCUCCUGGCUCUCCCCACUGCUCACCUCGUCCCUAGAUGUAGACGUCCGCCUUCUAGAUGGCACGGUGCCAGCAGAUCAGAGUAGGAAGCAGAUUGAAGUCAAGGUGGACAAGGACAGGAGGGAAAUGUGCACAGUCUACUUUGAUGGUGAGACGGUACAGGGUGAAGUGGUGAUUAGGAGUAGGGACGGCAAGAAGUGGGCUCACGAUGGACUCAGGAUCGAGUUUGUCGGCAGCAUCGAGCUCUUCUACGACCGCAAUCACCAUCACCCCUUCCUCUCCCUCUCUCGCUCCCUGGCACCAGCAACACCUUCCAACGCUCCCUCCCUCGUCAUCCCCUUCUCCUUCCCAAACGUCGAGAAGCCGUACGAGUCCUACCAUGGUAUCAAUGUACGCCUACGGUACUUCCUCAGGGUGACGUUGAAUCGGAGAAUGGCGAGCGGAGGUGAUAUUCUAAAGGAAAAGGAGCUCUUUGUACAAAGUUACAGGAUCGCACCAGAGGCGAACAAUGCAAUCAAGAUGGAAGUGGGGAUCGAGGACUGUCUGCACAUCGAGUUCGAGUACAACAAAAGCAAAUAUCAUCUCAAGGAUGUCAUCGUCGGUAAAAUCUACUUUCUGCUGGUCAGAAUCAAGGUCAAGCAUAUGGAGCUUAGCAUCAUCAGGAGAGAGACGACGGGCAGCCCGCCCAAUCAGUACAACGAAAGCGAAACGAUUACGAAGUUCGAGAUCAUGGACGGAGCUCCCGUCAGAGGCGAGACUAUUCCUAUCCGGCUGUUCCUAGGUGGCUUUGACCUCACUCCGACCUUCAGAGAUGUGGCCAAGAGAUUCUCGACUCGCUACUAUCUCAACCUGGUUCUCAUCGAUGAGGAGAACCGUAGGUACUUCAAGCAGCAGGAGAUCACUGUGUACCGGAUACCCGAGAACUGAGGCCGCACUAGCCAGUGCGUUGCUUCGAUCCCUAUCAUCGGACAGCCUGCCUGUGUGAGCCUUCUGCGCUUAUUAACCCUGUCAUUGUUACUCUCGUCGCUCUUU
Messenger RNA from Microstroma glucosiphilum, 1209 nucleotides. Its product is annotated as vacuolar protein sorting-associated protein 26. The transcript has 6 exons. Gene Ontology annotation, cellular component: retromer complex; endosome. Gene Ontology annotation, biological process: retrograde transport, endosome to Golgi; intracellular protein transport. The record is from RefSeq and is a predicted model, not a curated record. Lineage: Eukaryota; Fungi; Basidiomycota; Exobasidiomycetes; Microstromatales; Microstromataceae. The coding region runs from base 175 to 1104 and encodes 309 amino acids.